Linum trigynum is the source of this 1276-nucleotide messenger RNA. NCBI's taxonomy places the organism in Eukaryota, Viridiplantae, Streptophyta, Magnoliopsida, Malpighiales, Linaceae. The record is from the annotation of a GenBank genome assembly.
CCCUCUGUCUCUCUUACCGUAUACCCAUUUCAUCUUUUGGCUUCCAAGCUAAGAAAAAAAGGUUAAACGCCACAACUACCCGACAGACCGCACCCUCCAUCAUCAUUACUACCAUAUCAACAGCAGCUUUUUCCCCCAUUUCUCUCCAUCCGCCAUUUCCAUUCCCAACGAGAGAAAGGAGCAAUGGACGUCGUCGUCGACGACCUUGCAAAUAAGAGCUGCAGCUACCGCUCCUCCGUCGACACUUCCCGCCCUUUCUCCUCCGUCAAGGAAGCCGUCGCCAUCUUCGGCGAGCGCUUCCUCCUCCAGAACAUUUACCACUCUACACCCACGACGCCGACGAAGCACCACCAGCAGCCGCCUCCCACUGCUGAUUCCGCCUCAUGGAAGUCGGCGUCUGCGUCUCCUUCUCCUUCUGCUUCCCCCUCGGUGGUCCCUGACGACGUUGUUACUCCGAACGACAGUCCGAAGUUGAAAUUAGAGCCGUCCUCAAAUCCCUCCGGCUCGGCCAUUGAUGAGAGCGUUUUGGUGGAGAGCGUGAGGAGGCUGGAGGCCGAGCUGGAGGAGACGAAGGCGGCGCUGAAGCAGCUGAAGGAGCAAGGGUCCGAGACCGAGAUCGCACUGGCUUCCCUCAACGCCGAGCUCCACAUGAACAUGGCCAGGAUGGCUCGGGCCGAGGCUGCGGCCGCGAAGAAGGCCGCGGAUGGGAAGGACGAGGCCGCCGCCGCGAGAGAUGAUAAGUUGAUGAUGAGGAUGGUCGGGUCCCCGACUCUGGCACAGAUUCUGAACCUAGGGUCGGAGAUGAGCAGCAAUGGGUAUUAUUCGAACAAGAAGAUGAAGGCAAAUGGGAAGAAGAAGAAGCCCAUCGUGCCUCUGGUUGGGGAUUUUCUCUACUGGAAGAGGAAGAAGGAUUCUCGCUCUGCUGUCAGUGACAACCCGCUCUAUGGUUCUCCUAAUGUUUUCUGAUGGAUGAUUGUUUAGAAGUUCUUAUGAUUGUUUAUUUCUCUAUUUUAUUCAUUUUGGUUUGGGUUGUUCAAUGUUGAGAGGCUGAUUUGAACCAUGGUAAUUGUAAGGGAGGCUAAGGUGUUCGACUAGAAUAUUUCUUUUUUGUUAUGAAUUUUACAUGUAUUUUAAAUGAGAUCAUAUUCAAGUUUUCUGCAAAUGUAUACAAGACCAUCAAAGAUUUGAAGCACACAUCAGUAGUUGCCGAUGAUAGUUUGAAGGUGGUACGAUAUAUAUAUAUAUUAUCGUAUCAGAACAAAUUAAGGAGCUCGCC